Messenger RNA from Rhincodon typus (whale shark), 935 nucleotides. Its product is annotated as ETS-related transcription factor Elf-3-like. Bases 164 to 538 code for a protein of 124 amino acids. The record is from RefSeq and is a predicted model, not a curated record. Lineage: Eukaryota; Metazoa; Chordata; Chondrichthyes; Orectolobiformes; Rhincodontidae. The transcript is spliced from 3 exons. Gene Ontology annotation, molecular function: sequence-specific DNA binding.
AAGGUAACAGAAACAGUUCGGGUAAAAGAUAGUGAACAUGUGGAUGUGAGAGUCUGCAAUCCAUCAGGGUGCAGAAAUUUGAAAGAAAAACCCUAACUAUUCUGAAGUGACCUAAAGUACGGAUUACAAUUCCUGCUUUUGAGCGGAUCUUCAAGGAGUUGUUAUGGCUUCAACCUAUGGGAUUGGGAAUAUUCUGACGGAUGUGAUGCGCUCCAUGUACCAAACAGAGGAGAAUCAGCUUCUCUCCACAGGAGCUAAGGAACAGCUUCCCAGCCCAGUGCUACCAACAGACCUGCUCGAUUCCACCUCUUGGUUUCAACUGGAUCCUCUGUUGUGGAGCAAGCAGCAUGUCCUGGAGUGGAUCAGUUACCAUGUCGAGAAGCACAAAUAUGAUGCCAAUAAUAUCGACCUGUCUUUCUGUGACAUGGACGGGAGCACUCUUCGGGCACUGUCCAAGAACCAGCUGGUAGCUAUCUUUGGUCCACUGGGUGAAGAACUGUACAAAAGCCACCAAGAUUUAAGUAAAAACAGUAAGUAAAGCAAUCAUUGUACGAUGACCAUCUGCGAGGGGAAAGUGUGUGUUUAUCCACUGGACAUAGUCUCUGUCCUCGUGGGGAAAUGCCCAGUGCAAACACUGAAAUGAGCUGGGAGAGGGGAGGACAGUAAUAACUAAGAAGCAACUGCUAGACUUCACUCAGUGACUGGUAUGGAUUUGCCACCCGAGAGAAAUGGCAGCCUGCAGUUGACCAUUUUUGAUCUACAAUGACCGUCAUGCUAAUACCAGCUGACUGUGCUGUCUUGUAAGUAAACUGGAAGCUAAAAGGACCGGCUUCAGUGAGCCACUUUGACAGUUAAUUAUCAAGUUGAAUGAACAUUGUGGUUGUUGAACUUGUUUUAAAACUUAUGAAGUCAAUACCAGCAAGAUACUUUUUAGG